AUGAAAACCAGUUUAAAUAGUAGGGAACCAGUAAAACAAUCAAAAUAGCAAAUUUAAAGAACUUCUUAAGCAUCUAAUUUUUAUCCUAAUAGUAUCAAUAACAGUAAAUAAAUUUCAUAUUCUACAUCAAUCAACUCUAUAGUUAAUGAUGAAAUUACUUAGAAUAAUAUAGUGAGAGAAAAAAGCUUAAUAUAUGAAAAACACAGGACAAAAAUGCAAUAAGUAACUUAUUUAAAAUCUGAGAGCAUAAAUAAGCUUCAUUAAAGCUUUUUAAAAAUGCCAUUUAGUGAGAUAAGUGCAAAUAAAAAAAGUAAGAGAUCAAAAAGCCUUGUUAAUAAUUUAAUGAUGGAAAAAGUUGUAGGAGAGACUAUAGAAGAUGAUAUUAAUGAUUAAAUUAUAAUAAACAAUUAAACAUCUAAAAGAAAUACAAUUAUUUUAUAGAAUAAUUACCUUACAUAAUUAAAAGAAAAAAGAGAUGCUCUAAAUAUGUAAACUUUUUUAAAAAAUAAACCUAAAACAUUGCUAAAUUAAAAUGCAUAAAGUAAUAACCAAAGAUUCUCUUAAAUAUCCAAAAGCAAAAGAAGCUAAUCAGUUAAUGCAAUAACUAAUAAAGAUGUUUAAACAAUAAAUUAGAUGACUAAGCCUUAAAUUAAUGCUAUUAUUUUAAAAAACCAAAAAGAAAACCAAGAUGAUAUAAUAGAAUAAAAAUUAUUGUAAAAUCCAGCAAAGUAAGGAAAUGUAUUAGAAAUAUAAAGAGUUUACAAAUAAUAGAAUAAAAUUAUUAAUUCAGAAAAUAAAUAAAAGAGUUUAAAUCAAAUUGAAGAUUCAGAUGGUAGUUAAAAUAAUUCUAUAGUUUUAGAUGAACCUGUAUCUAAAAAGCAGAAAAUGGAAGAAAUUAGAGAAAAUUAUUAUUACAACCUCAAGGAUUUGCUUAAAAUAGCUGAUAAGGAUUAUUUGAUAUUAAAAUCUAAGUAAUUGUUUGAGUCUUCUUUUACCAUCAUGAAAAAGACUGUAGAAGAUUAUGAUCAAAUCAUUAGAGAGCUGAGAGGCAGAAUAUUUAGAUUAAAUAAUGAAAAUGCAGAAUUAGAGACCACUAAUGAGUGGUUGAAAAGACUCAACCAUUAGCUAGAUAAACAAAAACGAGAGAUUAGUGAAAAUUAGCAAAUUCUUAUGAGCUAACUGAAAGACUUGAAAUCUUUUAAAGAUAGCUACAUUUUGAUGUAAACGAAAUUCUCAAAUAUAAAUUUAGAGAAGUUUAUAAAUAACUAUGAAAUAUUAGACAAAAAAGCAUUUGAGUAUUUAACUAAAUUAAAUAUUCUUGAAGAUGAAAAAUAUUAACUUACAAGAUGUAAUAAAGAAGCUAAAGAGACAAUUUAAAUAUUGGAAAAAGAAAUCGAGCAGUUAAAGCUGAGCAAGGAUAAUCUAAAAUAAUUUUCUAGUUCUAGAUAUAAAUUUGAAAUAGAUAAUAAUAUUGAACUUUCAAAUUAAAAUAUAUGUGUAUCAUAUUAAAAGUAAAAUAUUUAAGAAUCAAAUAAACGAAAAGAUAGUUAAAAUGAGGAACAGCAUUACAAAAAGUAGUACAACUAGGUUUUUAAUAGAAUUUUAUCUAUGUAUAAUAAAAUACUGGAUAAGCAGUCAAUAUUAUAUUUUGAUGAAUAAAUUGUUAGGUGUAAUUUAGAUGAUCCCUUAGACGUAUUAAAUUCAAUAGAAUAGAUGAUCUAGUUUAAUGCGUUUUAAAACUAUUAAAAAGAAAUGAAAAACAUUAUAACAGCCUCGAACAAAUUAAUAAAGGCUUGCUAUGACGAAUCUUCAGCUGAAAUAUUCAAUGAGCAAGGAAAGUUUGACUGCGAAGCUAUUUACAACAAAGUUCUAUCAUAUAUCACAACUCUUAAACUAAACAUUAAGUAGUUAAAAAAUCAAGUUGCUUCAUAUUAAUUGCUAAUUAACAACUGA
Molecule: messenger RNA, 1953 nt
Organism: Tetrahymena thermophila SB210
Lineage: Eukaryota; Ciliophora; Oligohymenophorea; Hymenostomatida; Tetrahymenidae
Exons: 1
Source: RefSeq, a predicted model, not a curated record